UUCCCUAUUUCUUCGUUGACAUCCACCUUUUUUAUAACGCCACUCUCUCCUGAUUCCUCUCCUUCUCUCUCUCUCUGGGUGCUAUUUUGAUUUUUGUGGCUUCGAUUCAGCCUUUGUAGUUUCUAUCAUCUUGGUUUUCAGUGCUCACUGCCUCCCUGAAUACCCGAAAGAUUCCCAGCAACCAACGGCAUGCAUCCUCAACCUAACUUCACUUGAAAACACCUUCAAAAAGCGUUGAUGGUGAUAGUUUAGUCAUUGUCAUUCCAUUUCUUUCCUUAUACUUCUUUUGGCAUCUUCUUUUUUUUCUUCAUCUUGUAAUUUUUUUUCUUCGCUGGUCACCAUCUGGGUCUUUUUCCCACUUUUUCGCUCCAUUCCAAUCCGCACUUUUCUAUCCUUUCCUCUGAAAAGAAAGCAAACAACAAAGGAAAGGAGAGGUUUACAAUGACUGACACUUUGUCUGAUUUCCUCGAAGAUCCUGAAUUUGGCGACACUACCUUAGAUGGAGACGAUCUCUUCGCUAUUUUUGAGAGCUUAGAUAGAGCAACCGAGUUCUCUCCAUUUACACCACUGGAUGAAGUUGCUGUUAGCUCAAAAGAAAGUGAAGAAGCGACGAGGCUGGUGUCUCAGAAGUCUACAUCUUCUAGUGCUCCGCUGGAAUCUGAGACUGAGCUCGAAACUUCACCAAAGAACAAGAGACAGAAGACUAUUGUUUCCUCAGAGGAAAUGGUAAACCCAGAUGGCCAACAAAGGAUGUCUCAUAUUACAGUGGAGCGCAACCGGAGAAAACAAAUGAACGAGCAUUUGUCUGUUUUAAGAUCACUCAUGCCUUGCUUCUACGUCAAGAGAGGAGACCAAGCAUCAAUCAUUGGAGGUGUUGUUGAUUACAUCAACGAAUUGCAGCAAGUUCUACAAUCCCUUGAGGCCAAGAAGCAAAGAAAAGUUUACAGUGAAGUACUUAGCCCUAGGCUAGUAUCAAGUCCAAGACCCUCACCCCUUAGCCCUAGAAAACCACCAGUGCGAAGUCCGAGACUCAACUUACCUAUAAGCCCAAGAACCCCACAACCAGGUAGUCCCUACAGACCUAGGUUGCAGCAAGGCUACCUCUCCCCCACCAUUGCCAGUCCUCUCGAGCCAUCUCCUACUUCGUCUUCUUCCUCCAUAAAUGACAAUAUCAACGAACUGGUUGCAAAUUCCAAGUCUGCCAUUGCCGAUGUGGAGGUUAAGUUCUCUGGGCCAAACCUCCUAUUGAAAACAGUAUCUCCCAGGAUUCCUGGUCAAGCUGUGAAGAUAAUUUCUGCCCUGGAAGACCUCUCCCUCGAGAUCCUACAUGUGAGCAUCAACUCUUUAGAUGAGACCAUGCUUAACUCCUUCACUAUCAAGAUUGGAAUUGAAUGCCAGCUUAGUGCAGAGGAGCUCGCUCAACAAGUCCAGCAAACAUUCUGCCAAUAGUAUGUUAUCCUAAAGUAAUAAAGCAAAAGAGGAAGGCAUUUUGCCAGCAUUCCUUAUUAACAAAUGCAAUUGUAGAUCAGUCUCAUGACCUGUAGUAAGUAGUUAGCUAGCUAGCUAGGGUAACAUACACUUUGUGAUUCAGCAUUCUUAUCCGGGUGCCAUUAUUAUAAGCUCAAACUCAUAUGAAGACGAUGUUUAUGAUCAUUAUAUUAAAUAUUUGCAUUUAAAUUUGUGUGCUUAUUUAACUUUACAUACACAAAUUUUGAUACAAAUAUUUAAUAUAGUAAUUAUAAAACUCGUUAUCAUAUGAAAUGAAGUUUAUACUAAAAACACCCUUCUUUGUUUCUCAUAUUUUAAUUUGAAUUAAUGUAUGAAUUCAAUUUUUAAUUUUUCGAUUCUAAGUUAUUUUCUUUC
Molecule: messenger RNA, 1863 nt
Organism: Manihot esculenta (cassava)
Lineage: Eukaryota; Viridiplantae; Streptophyta; Magnoliopsida; Malpighiales; Euphorbiaceae
Product: transcription factor SPEECHLESS
Exons: 3
Coding region: 442-1449 (335 amino acids)
Biological process (GO): guard cell differentiation; positive regulation of DNA-templated transcription; stomatal complex development
Cellular component (GO): nucleus
Molecular function (GO): protein dimerization activity; DNA-binding transcription factor activity
Source: RefSeq, a predicted model, not a curated record